Messenger RNA from Pieris rapae (cabbage white), 924 nucleotides. Its product is annotated as pollen-specific leucine-rich repeat extensin-like protein 2. The coding region runs from base 1 to 924 and encodes 307 amino acids. The record is from RefSeq and is a predicted model, not a curated record. NCBI's taxonomy places the organism in Eukaryota, Metazoa, Arthropoda, Insecta, Lepidoptera, Pieridae. The transcript is spliced from 3 exons.
AUGAACAACUUCUUUAAGGUUGGAACAUUGAGCGUUGAACAUCUCAUAGAAAAAAGAGAUUUACAUCAUGAACACACACGAAAAGCAAGAGAUGCUGAAGAUAUUGAACUACCAAAUAUUGAACAAGUAGUUGAACCAGAUACUGUAAUUGAAACACAAAAAGAAAUAUUGUCUUCAAACAACUAUCUUACCGAUAUUAUUUUAACACGUGUGGAGUUUCAUAGGGGUAAACCAGUUGAUGCCAUUAAGUUACAAUCUAUUACAUUUCCUGGUGAAACGAAUCAAGAUGGUGUAGAUACAAGCUCAGAUCUAGUGGCGCAAGCUGCAUCGAAAGAGAGUAUAACUGAUACUGAGCAUGAAAGUGAACCUCCAAAGGAAACUGAGGAAAUAGACAGUGAAAGCGAAAAAUUAACUGAACCAAAAGCAGAUGUAGAACAAAUCAGUAAUGUAGAAGAGAAGAAAAAUGAAGAGGAAGACAAAAAGGAGGAGCUUCAAGACGGUAAAGAAUCACAAUUAGAACUCUCAGAAACCAAAGAUGAAAAGGUAUCCGGCGAAGUGACGCAAGGUUCUGAGGAAUCAUCAGGUGUAAUUGAGAAUAGGGAGACCUUAUCAGAGCCUAUCAGUGAUCAUGUGGAGGCUAUACCGGUUAAACCAGAACCUCUAGUUGAGUUAACUCCAAAACCUAUAGAAACUCCAGGAAUUCCUGUGAGUCCGUUACCACAGCCAAUAUAUAUUCCUUUAUACACGGAUGCCAAGAUACCCGCGCCUAUUCCUGUACAGCCUGUUGUAUCGGAAGUAGUCGUUACAGCACCACCUGUAGUAGUUGUUACAGAAAAGGAAGUGGUAGUCGCACCUCCACCACCACCAGUACAAACAGAAACCACUGUGAUCCAAACAGAACAAACCCCAGAUCAAAAGAAAUGA